Molecule: messenger RNA, 150 nt
Organism: Plasmopara halstedii
Lineage: Eukaryota; Oomycota; Peronosporomycetes; Peronosporales; Peronosporaceae
Exons: 2
Coding region: 1-150 (49 amino acids)
Source: RefSeq, a predicted model, not a curated record
AUGGCCAAAGGGAAGGCUACAGCUGACCUUUCCCAGCUUCAACAGACGAAGCUAUGGAGCUUGGCAAUCCUGCAACGGCCGAGCCGUUUGCAAGCUUUCUGCCAUCCAAAUCGAAUUCAUAUGUCUGCGAGGGUAAUAUACACCUCGUAG